UAUAGCAGCAUUUACAUAUCUCCCAUCCCUAACUCUUUAAAAUAAACGUACAGCCCGGGACGAUUUGUUGGCAUUAUUUUGUUUUUGUGCUCUUUCAUCGCAGCUAUUAUACGCAAUUCGGAAUGGAAUCCACUAAUGAAAAUGAACACGAUGAUGCGAGCGUCCUGGCGCCGACGCCACUUGGCAAACAAAGUGGACGGACACACAAAGACACACCAUUAGCCAUGAAAACUCGUCACGGUCGCAAGAAAAGCCAAGCUAACCCUGAAUUGGGUUCGCCCACCAAUCCAGAGCCUCCCAAAACACCACCAAGCAGCAGACGCAUUAUGACAAAAAAUGAAACCCCGCGACGCAGUGCGCGCAAGAGUGUGCGCCCGGCGUUGGACUACGAUGAUAUUAUGUUACGUUCUGCUACCAAGGAGAUGAAGAACAAAGUUACUGAAGUGAUUGAGGAAAUUGAGGAGCCCACACAGAAGUGGACUGCCGCAGAAGUGGGCCGCAAUUCCUGUAAGCGCAGUCGCAAGUCCAGACGCGCUUCCAGCAAGCCCAAAACCAUUCUGGGAGAGAAAGACAAAGAAGUCGUCAAGCCAGAUGCUGCUGAGGAGCCAGAGGAUACUAGCACUGAGAAAAAAGAUUCAAAAUCAGGCACUGAAGAUGAGGAUGAACAGUGUUUGAUUUCUGUCGGAGUGCAACACAUUACAGCCGAUGAGACCGAUGAGGAAGCUGUGGCAACAACUAAACAGGCAGUUCUGGCUGAUACCGAAGAAAAAGCGGUGGAAAUAAAUGCUGUGUCCACUGCACAGGCGCCACAGGCCGCACCGAAUGAUACGACAUUGGACGACCUGGGAUUGUGUCCACUUGAGCCUAUGGAGCAAUCCGAGCAUGCUGCAUUCGAAGAUGAAUUUGAAUGCGAAAUGCCCUCGCUGAUUAUGAUCGACGAUGAUGAGCUGGCCGAGCCAGAUAAAUCUGUGCUCAACACGACCUUUGACGCAGAGGAAAGAAAGAGUAACGAAUCGAAUGUUGUCGCAGUCGAAAUUGCCGAUUCUGAUGCUUCAGUGAAGCCAUCGAUUAAAGUUGUUCUAACAACGGCUGAUGACCAGAACCAGACCCUUUUGACUUUAGAUGAAAUCGGAACAAAGUCAACUAAACCAAGUCCCAACCGCUCCAAGAUAAAUCGAUUACCUACACCUUACAAGUCGCGAAAGUCGUCAUCGCGCAAGUCCCCCAAGACAGGGAAGCCAACCCAGUUGGCUAACACAGAAAUGAGAAAGCGACGCUCAAAUUCAGCCACUACUUGGGAUGAUAUCAAAUCGAGAACUGUCUCGUUUCGUAGUCCCCUGGAAAUUGCCCAUGUCGAUGACAUUGAUAAGCGCUGGGAGCGUCUGAACACCAGUAAUGUUACAAAUCGACGCAAGCGCUCAAUGUCGGUGGACGAGAUCCGCCCGAAGGGUAGCAGGAUUCCGCAGCCAAAAUUCUUUAAGGGAAGCCAAGUGAUCACACCCAGCAAGGUGAAGAUGCGAACAAAGCUUCCAAACUUUGCAGCCAUUCAUCAGAAGCAAUUCGCCAAAAUGGAAAAUUUGGUGGACCAUCUCGACCGCAAGGCAGUACGCGCCAAGGUUUUAACUAGCUCAGCCUUGAAGCAUGAACCAGGCGCUGGAUCAACCGUGAAGAAGAUGCCAAGUUCCAGUGCUGUGGCGGCUGGCGAUUGCUCCCGACCACGGGCGCUCAGGAAAAUUGAUUGGUGCAACCCGACAGCAGCCAAGCAGCCUGAAAAUGAGUUGCAUGAGCCACCACGUCCAGCCACUUCGGCGAAGGUGCCGUCACAAAGCCGUCUGCCAUUGAAGAGUGGCAGUAACAUAGUGUCGAAGCCAGCGUUCAAUUUAUCAACAAACGUGGUCAAGAAAUUUACAGCAACCAGCACGGCCACCACUGUGCCAACCGGGUUUGAGGAUAAGGUGGCAGAGAGACGCCAACGGCACAUGGAAAUGUUCAAGAGCCGCAGCGCCCCAAAAGAGAAAACUGGACAGUUCAUACGUGGAGUGCGCUUAAAUCGUCGCUUUGAGCUACAGAUGCAGCAUCGUCGCCACAUGGAGGAGGAAUAAGCCUAGAUUUAAAUGUUUAAUUACUUUUUACGUUCGAACUAACACACACAUAUGUAUAUUUAUGAUUUGUCUUUUCGGUUCCUUGCAAUGCGGGGCUUAAACAUGCUGUAACAAAUUAAUUCAUUAAAGUUAUAUUAAUCUUUUCUUGUA
Molecule: messenger RNA, 2252 nt
Organism: Drosophila guanche
Lineage: Eukaryota; Metazoa; Arthropoda; Insecta; Diptera; Drosophilidae
Gene: Mink
Exons: 4
Coding region: 123-2102 (659 amino acids)
Source: RefSeq, a predicted model, not a curated record